Lycium barbarum (goji berry) is the source of this 1572-nucleotide messenger RNA. Its product is annotated as cyclin-D5-3-like. The coding region runs from base 946 to 1572 and encodes 208 amino acids. NCBI's taxonomy places the organism in Eukaryota, Viridiplantae, Streptophyta, Magnoliopsida, Solanales, Solanaceae. The record is from RefSeq and is a predicted model, not a curated record. The transcript is spliced from 3 exons.
CUUAAUAAUUAUAAUAAAAUUAACAUAAUUAAAUUCAUGAGAAUUCAAAUAAUUCUUUUUGGAUAAUUUCUUCUCUUCUUCCAUUUGUUUUUUCAAGCUUGUGAAGUUACACCUAUUGCCAAAUUCAUAUAAAGUUCCUGAUAAUGAAAGCAACAUUCCUGGUGAUGUUUGGAUAUAUAAUGAAAAAGCUUUUUUUAACUUAAUGGUAUAGCAAAACUCACCCCCCAAUUUUUGUAAAAAAAAAUAAAAAAUACUCACCCCCUAUUAUACGAAGGCUAGAACAAACAAUAACCACAAGAAACCCAGUAUAAUUUCACCUGUGGGGUCUGGGGAGGAUAGUCUGUACGCAGACCUUCUUUACCUUGACAAAACCUAUACUAGGCACCAAUAAAUAGAUUUAAAAAAAAAAAAAAACAGAAUUACACUGAAAGAACUGCACCAAACUCUAAAAGAGACAAAAAAGUAGCAGAAAUUGCAAAAAAGUACCUCCAAAUAUGAAUUCCUGCUAAAUCCUUUUUUCCGUACAGUUCCUGUCAAAUCUAACAGAUAAAGUUGGUUAAAAUUUUGAUUGAGAUCGAAAGUGUUUACUUUUGGGAAACUUAAAGGACUAAAACUGUUCAGAACAUACUUUAAAGACUAUUUUGAACUUACUCCUAACUAAGGGACCAUUUUUGUCAUUGUUUCCACUUUGUUAUUGUAUCUGUUGAAUUCGCUCGAACUCUGCUUUUUUAAAUCCCCUGCUAUUGAAAAUAAAACCUCCCCUCUCAAAUAUUAGAGAAUAAAUACUACACUACACAAAAGCUCCUACCCCUUAAUUUCCUGCUUGUUACUUUCAAGAUUUAGCAACUCAUUUUUCUCUACUUAAUUAUCCCUCUUUACUGUUUUCCUUUGCUUAUAAGAAAACACAAAAUCGCAAGAAAUAACUGAUCAGACGAAUUCAAAAAGAUGGAAGAAGAUUGGGGUGAUAUUUUUAAUGGCCUUCAAGAAAUUGACAGUGAACAAGAAAUUCAAGAAACAGAAACAGAUGUUGGAGAAGAUACUGAAUAUUUCGUCGACCAAAUGCUUAAAAAAGAAACAAAAAUUACCAUUGCUGGGCUCGACAACACUGUUUCUUCAAGAAUUAUCCGCCAUGCCUGGCUUCUAGAAGCUCGCCAUAUUGCAAUCGACAACAUUGUUAGAACAGGAGGAAAAUUUGCGUUCAGAAAAAUCACAGCAUACACAGCAGUGAUUUAUGUUGACAGGUUUUUUUCAAUAAUGCCAGUACAAAGUGAAAGAAUCUGGAUAGCAAAGUUACUGUCAACGGCAUGUUUACAUUUGGCUGCUGAUAAAUGGGAGGAUUUUGAAGUAUACUUACCAGAAUAUGCGGAAUUUACCAAUUUGGAUACGAGAACCAUAAUCAAUAUGAAGGAAUUUGUUGUUAAAGAAUUUGGAGGGACAAAGACUUGUGUUACUCCUAUACGUUUUGUCAAAUAUUUCAUAUCAAAAUUCUGCAAAGAUGAUUCAAGAAUAGAGUACGCCAAAAUCAAAACUGUGGAAGUCAUCAUGAGUACACUUGGAGGUAAUUACUACUAA